Galendromus occidentalis (western predatory mite) is the source of this 2020-nucleotide messenger RNA. RefSeq names its product sodium-coupled monocarboxylate transporter 1. Gene Ontology annotation, molecular function: symporter activity. The transcript is spliced from 13 exons. NCBI's taxonomy places the organism in Eukaryota, Metazoa, Arthropoda, Arachnida, Mesostigmata, Phytoseiidae. The coding region runs from base 50 to 1915 and encodes 621 amino acids. Gene Ontology annotation, biological process: sodium ion transport; transmembrane transport. Gene Ontology annotation, cellular component: membrane. The record is from RefSeq and is a predicted model, not a curated record.
UCUCAUUUCGAUUUCUGUGAAGGUCUCACUCGAGUCUUAUUGACGCGACAUGGACUUCGGAGCCAUCGCCCGCGAAGAGCUCGUCGGCAGGUUCAGCCUGCUCGACUACGGGAUUUUCAUCGCCAUGCUGGCGAUGUCCGGUGCGCUGGGACUGUACUGCGCAUUCAACGGCGGGCCGCAAAACACGACCCGGCAGUUGUUGGUGGCAGAUGGCCGCCUGCCGCCAAUACUGGCGAGCACAUCGCUGAUGGCGUCAUUCAUAUCGGCGUCAUUCAUCCUCGGAAACGUAGCCGAGGUCUACCAGUACGGCACAAUGUACAUGUUUACAUUGCUGUCGUACGUAAUAACCAUACCCGUCACAGCGCACCUGUUCAUGCCAGUGUUCUACAACAGCGGAACGCUGAGCUGCUACGAGUACUUGGAGCGCCGCUUCAAUCGUACUCUCCGCAUGCUUGCGGUAGCGGCCUACAUAGCGCAGAUGUUGAUCUACAUCGCCAUCCAGCUCUAUGCCCCCGCGUUGGCGUUGUCGAAUGUGACGGGUAUGGGAAUCUGGACAGCGGUGAUUGCCAUCGGUGUGGUUUGUACCAUCUACACAUCGGUCGGCGGAAUAAAGGCUGUGGUCUACACAGACACUUUCCAGGCCGUAUGCAUGAUCAUCGCCCUGAUGAUCAUUGUCGUCGUCGGCAUCGAUCGGGUCGGAGGCCUCGCUGUCGUGUGGGACAUCGCGAUGAAAGGAGGUCGCAUCCACUUCGACGAGACUGAUCCUAAUCCGACAGUACGGCACUCGAUCUGGGGUCUCGUCAUCGGGAGCUCAUUCUCCAACUUGGCUUCUUACGCUACGAACCAAAUGAUGGUUCUUAGGUACCACACCGUAUCAUCACUGCCAAGAGCCAAGCUGGUUGUCUGGGGAAAUCUCCCGCUGCUGGCAAUCGUCCUGAUGCUUUCUUGCUUCUCGGGAUUAAUGACGUACGCAUUCUUCCACGGAUGUGAUCCCGUCGCGACGAAAUUGAUCAGCAGCCAUGACGAGCUCCUCCCGUACUUCGUGAUGGUCGUCUUGGGGGAGACCAGAGGCCUCCCAGGCGUAUUCGCUGCUGGGAUUUUCGCCGCAUCGCUUAGUUCGAUAUCAUCGGCUAUCAAUUCGCUGGCGAACGUCUGCUACAUGGACAUCAUCUGUUUGAUCUGGCCCAAGAUCUCCAACGAGACCGGCGCUCGUAUAAUCAACGCCCUCGGAGUCGCUUGUGGCAUCCUUUCCAUAGUCCUCGUACUCUUCGCUCAGAUUAUGGGCGACGUGUUGAAAGCGACCUAUGUCAUAAACUCCGGAUUGGGCGGUCCUCUGUUGGGGGUCUUCUCCGUUGGCAUGUUCCUCCCAUUCGUCAACUCGAAGGGCGCCACCGUGGGGCUUCUCGCUUCCCUCGUCGUGUCCCUCUGGCUCAACGUCGGGUCGUUCCUCAGUCUUGAAACGGUCUCUCCGCAACUUCCGAUCUCGGUCGAGAAGUGCAUGAACACCUACAUGAGCGCUAUGGGAAUGGAUACAUACGUUCCGCCAAGUGCGGAGCAAUGGACUCCUCCUGAGCACUUUGCGGUGCAUCAGAUAUCGUACCUCUGGUACACACCCAUUGCGACUCUGGUGCUGCUCCUGGUUUCGGUACCGGUGAGCUUUCUGACCGGAGCCAACGACCCAAGAACGACCGACCCGAGGCUGAUCGCCAGACCCUUCGACUCCCUUUCACCUUGGCUCUCGCAAGAAGUCCGCGACAAGUUGGCCUUCAACGUCGGCGCGGAUCUCGAACCCAAGGAGAAAGGGGCUCAUGGCGUAAUGGGAACGGAGCGUCCAGUUUUCGUCCCUGCAGACGUGGCCAGUCAUCACAUAGCCACGGUGUUCGACAACGAGAUUUUCCACCAGACUCGUUGUUGAAACACGAUUCGGACUGGGUAUACGGACAUGGAUUGGAUGUGUAGAUAGUACCUAGGUAUGAUUAGGUAACGGAUUAAUAUAUGUAUAAUAAAUGGGAUAUAGUAA